This is a messenger RNA of Amoebophrya sp. A120, 3466 nucleotides long. NCBI's taxonomy places the organism in Eukaryota, Dinophyceae, Syndiniales, Amoebophryaceae. The record is from the annotation of a GenBank genome assembly.
CGUCGAAGCAACAAAAGUCUUCUUCCUGAGUGUGACAAACGACGUGCUUCUAGGUUCGGAAUGAUCUGUUGGAAAUUAAUUCUUUCGAUUUGUUCUUGUUGUUUCAAAGCAAAGCUACACCUCCUAAACACUGUCGCUGAACCACGGCACUUUAUAUGAACGAAAUAGAGUAUCCUGCCCUGGCCCUGCCCAAAAAUGCCGGUGGCCGCGAGCUCUACGAUCUGUAAGCUUGACGUCUCCUCCCAGGCUGUGAUCGACCGGUCGGACUCCGAUCCGCGGACGAUAUGCGGCGACAAGACGACGAAGAAGCUGAAGCACCUGCACAGUGGCUCGCUUCGCCCGGACCUGGGGCCGUACUUCAAAUGCCAGCGGGAGUUGUACGACAGUGGAAAAGUCGCGCUGAACGUCGAGGAGGACGGCAGCGCGUUCGCGUACUACCCGAACGGCAAGCGGGCGAUCUGCGUGUCGCAGGCGCAGAAGGCGCGACGCUUCUCCGCGAUGUUCUUCGGGAACGAGCAGGGCAGUCCGUGGCUCGGAUCCAUCAACGAGUGGGGUUUGGGCAAGAUCGAGAGUGCGGCAGACGAGGGUGGGAGCAUCUACCGAUUCGUUUCGACCCGCGACGCCGUCUCGGUCACAAAGAAGUCCGCGGAAACCGGAGCCGUUUUGUCCACCGAAUCGGUUCCGUGGGCGACCGCGGUGGAUGACAGCAGCUUCCAACGGAUCCAGAUGCCCGUGGCGGCGUCCUCCACGGGCUCCAUCACGCUCCGCGUCUGUUUCAACCGGUUCGCGAAGCACAAGGCCGAGACCAGCCGCGGGCCGGGCCGCACCGGCGUGCUCGGCAGCCAGCCGCAGACCACGGGCGUCAUUCUGGCGGAUUUCCGGGCGGAGAAGGUGAAGCACACGUUUGUGCUCGGGAUCGUGCCGCCGUCAUUGUUCGACCCAUCUAACGCCGGGCUGGCGCUUUUGCAGAUAAAAACGAUGCGGCACAGCGACCCACAGCAGCACGCCGAGGACGUGCGGUUAGAAACCGCGGGGAUUCUGGAAAGAACCUCCGCGGCUUUGAGCCGUGCGCAGUCGGAUUUGACGACGGCUCUGCCCGGAUCCCCCGCCAAGAAGAUGUCAACUAGUACCAGAGGCGGUGGAUCCUCGUCCAGCUCCGCGCUGCACCAUCAGACGGUGAAUGUGGACCCGGUGACGGGCAGACACCUGUUCGGCACGAUCAAGGAUAAGUUUGCGGCCGUGACGGGAGCCGCGCCGGUCACAGACCUUGACGGCACAUUUGAGAACCUCACGUUGAAAUUGACGAAAAACCGGGUGGAGUACAACGUAGAGCGAGAGUUGGCGCAAAAGGUGGCGAAGGCAAACCCGACCUUUCCACGACUCGCCGGGUCGAUGACGAACGAGACCACCGGGGAGUCGGCGAAAAUUGGGAUCAAAUACUUGAGUGGAAAGCUCAUGCUCGGAGGGGAGUCCAAGUUGAAAGCCAGCAAAGGGAUUGACGAUGGGGUAGGUGGUCCUACCUUUGUGAUAAAAUGUUUCUCUUCGACGGUUGAACAAUUAUGAGCAUAACGCACAUCGACGAUGUUGAGGUUUGGGAGAGCGAGAAAUUUGAUUUUUCCACGUAACAUCGUAUACACAGCACAACCGCUGGUUCUAUCCCAAGACGGUGCAGACGCUCAGCCACGACGAAAUGGAAGACGCUUUGACGCGAAGUAAGGCCAAAAUGUUUGUCGUGUGUUUUCACGCACCGUGGGAUCCCCAGUCGAAGCACGCGGAGAAGCUGAUGCAGGUGGCCUGUGCCUGCGCGAAGAAAUUUGAGAAAAGCAUCGACUUCGCAAUGGUAGACAUGGCGGAAAGGGGGGCGCUGAUCUCCGACCGAAGGUGCUUACUUGGCAGUCACUUUUAGAAGUGUGGAAUUAUGCAGCGAUGUUGAUGUACUAGAGACAGCACAGGAAAUGCGAAUGCCAGUGUAACGACCGCGUUUGGUUUUUUCGUCCAUCAUCAUUCACCACUUAUACACUUUUAUCUUUCAUAUUCAUUUCUAUUCACAUCAAAUCCAUCGAUGUCCACAUCAGGUUCGUCAACGAGCUCGCGCACAAGUACUCCGUAUCCUGAUUAAAAACGUCCCCACACCAGAGUCAAGAUGGGGAUUUUGCAACACAAACCUAGGAGCUUUGGGAGUCACGCAUGACAAGUUUCAGUCCGUAAGGUAGUGCAGGUUAGCAAGGAAAGCCGCAUCACAAAUCGAUCUGCUGAUCCUGUUUACAGCAUUACAAGUUCCCAAACACGAUUGGAAAUGCCUGUCGUGGGGUUGCGCAUCACAAAUGUUCCUGUCAUGGCAAAUCUGCAUGACAACUCUGGUGGUCAUGGUACAAUGGGGGGGAAAGUGUGUCGCAUUUUGUUUAGCAUGACAACUCUGGUGUGGGGACGUUUUUACUCAGGAUACUCCGUAACUGCCACGCCGUGGCUUCUGGUCUUCAGCAAGGGCGUCCUCAUGGUCUCCAAGAAGAUGACGGGUUUUGUCGAGCGCUUGCGGUUCGAGACCUUUGCCAAGCCACGCGCGCUGCUGGUAGAAAUCCCCGGCACGGUCGUCGGCGAGCGCGGCUUUCCCUACGGACCCGAAAACCAGCGGCGCAGCAAGAACGCGCUCGUGCGCGCACAAGUGGACGCGGACCACGCACUCAGCGGAAAGGACGCGAUGCUCUUGGCGGGACGCAUGACGCCACCCUAUGGACUCGUGUUCGCGAGCAGCGAAGUAGGAUGUCGUUUUUUUUUUGGGCACCUGAAUGAUUGAAUAGAUAAUUUUAUUCUCUGUUUUUGAAGAACACGUCGAAAUAGUAGCACUAGGCACCGACGACCACAUCUUCCCACACGACUCAACCAAGGUGCCUUACUCCGAGCUGGAGGGCAUUCGCGGCAUGGUGAUGCGGCGCAACCCGGGCUGCCUGUUUUUCCUAAUUCACCAUGACAAAAAGCACAUCGUCUGUCCGGAGACCCAGCACCGACUGCUCGACAACCCGGCGGGUGUGGAUUACGUAUUCCGCCGCCCGCUGGCCACGAGCCGCAUUCAGUCCGUGCUGGCAGAGCUCACGCACACCGAGUUCGCCCUUGCGGGGGAGAGCGGACACCAGUUCUGGGAUUACUUAAAGCAGCUGCUGGAGCUGAAAACGUAGGUUUUGAGAAACUACUGGAUCAGGGAGCAACUGUCAGGAGGAAAGAGGCUACCUCGGUCGAGGGCCAGCCUGACUGCUCAAAGGCCCGAGCCGGACAGGCAGGCCUGACGCAGGAGGACACUGCUGCGAGGGCGAAGAAGUGAGACGCUCCAGGUGCGUGCGUGCGCGCGUGCGUGCAUUCAUGUGGAAAGAAGCGCAGCGGCGGCGGCAAACUCAAUUCCUGAAAAGACCAAAUGCAAUCGUGGGCAGAUCUGCUGCUGCGCCUCCUCUGCUGCACAGACAACAUUUUCCCA